GGUGAGCAGAGUCGGUUGCGCCGCAGCGUUGCGUCAGUUGCACCUUCGGGGUCGCUGGUAGCCGUGGGAGCCGGGUGGGACCUCGGCAAUGAUCCGGCUUUAAGAACCUGGAGUCACCUUGGGUCUAAGGUGUUUUGGGGGGAGUGUAGAGGCAACCCAAAAGAUCAUCUACUGGACUGGUCCUUUUGCCUGGAAUCUCAUGAAGAAAUGAUAGGAGGCAGGCAUCCGUGCCUCAGACGAGCACUGAGCUCAAAGGACAGCAGCCCAGAGUUCUGGGAGUGCACUGUGAGUUCCACCAGAUGCAGGAGUCUGAACAGCUCUCAUUGCUCAAAGUAAUCAAAGUUAAUAGCAGAAGGCUUAGAGUACACCCAGGAAGCUCAUGCCAAAAAGUGAUCCUAUCUUAUUGAAAGUAUGUAAUCCUAGCUGGGGAUUUGUAUACAUCAAUGGCAGAAUCAUCCAGUGAUUCAGACCACUUCCGCUAUCAUAACCGAUUGAGUCGAUGGGCAACCAGGUCAGUCCACAGGGAAACUGUAAGUCAUCCUACAGUAGAUGUCACCGCGAAGGUCAACACCAUCACCAGUACUUUACAGGACACCAGUCGGAACCUUCGACAAGUGGAUGAGAUGCUUGGGCGAUACCGAGACUAUAGCAUUGGCCAGGCGGGUGCUAUUGAGCAGUUAAAGGAAGAUUUGGAGCAGUCAAUAAGCCAACUGCGGAGUCAGCGCUUACAGAGAAACUCAGGAGGGAGAAGUGUUUCUGUCACCAGCUUGAGUGCCAGUGAUCUUGAUGGUGGCGCUGUGGCAGAGAGUCUCCGCUUUACACCUACCUCACCUCUGAAGGACUACCAGCCACAGGGUCUUAAACGAAACAGGUCCAGAACUGGUGUUCGGUUUGUUCGGGAGACAGAUGACAUGGUCCAGCUUCAUGCUUUUCACCAGUCCCUCCGAGACCUCAGCAGUGAACAAGUUCGGCUUGGUGAUGAUUUCAACAGAGAGCUUUCUAGAAGAAGCCGGUCGGAUGCUGAAACAAAAAGGGCUUUGGAAGAAUUGACCGAAAAGCUUAAUGAAGCCCAGAAACAAGAUGUGGUUUCAGAUCGAGUGGAGCGGCGGCUUCAGGAAAUAGAGAGGGAGAUGCGUACUGAACGAGAGCUGGUGGAGCGACGCCAGGACCAGUUGGGACUCGUGUCCUUGAAGCUUCAGGAGGCACUGAAGAAGCAAGAAGCUAAAGCAGAUGAGAAUGAGGAUGCAAUGAGGAGCAAGCUGCGACAAACUGAAACUGAGAAGAGCCAGCUGGAACAGGAAUUGGAGCUCUCACGCCGACUGCUGAGUCAAUCUGAAGGCAGCAGAGAAACACUUUUGCAUCAGGUGGAAGAACUACGUACCCAGCUUACCAAAGCGGAAGGUGACCGGAAGGGUUUACAACAUCAAGUAUCUUCCAUUGCCAAGCAACAGUCAAGCCACCAGGAUGAUCUAAGAGAUGACUGGAGGUUUAGAAGAGGGGUCGAGCGGGAGAAGCAGAGUCUGGAGAGGCAGAUGGCGGAACUGCGAGUGCACCUGAACUUCAACGCCAUGGCUUCCGAGUUAGAGGAGGUGAAGCGCUGCAUGGAGCGGAAAGAGCAGGAGAAAGCAAGUUUGUCAGCACAAGUCGAGGCUCUAACACGUGACUUGGAGAUCAGGGAAAAACAACAACUGCAGAUGCUAGAUCAACUUAAGGAGAUCCAGAAUCACUUUGAGACCUGUGAGGCUGAUCGUAAGCGCAGUGACCUCCAGAUCUCAGAGCUGAGUCACCACGCAGAGGACGCAACCAAGCAGGCAGAGCACUACCUUAAUGAGUUCCAGAGGUCAGAAGCCCUGCGAGAGGAGGCAGAGAAGAGGAGAGAAGACCUGAAAAUGAAGGCCCAGGACUCCAUCCGUCAGUGGAAGCUGAAGCAUAAGAAGCUGGAGCGGGCACUGGAGAAACAAGCAGAAACCUUGGACCAGCUGACAGAUAAGAACAAUCAGAUUCUAAAGGAGAAAGAUGAUUUGAAAAACCAGCUUUAUCCAGCCUUACAGCAGAUAGAAAGUCUCAGGAAGGAGCUCAAUGAUGUCUUGACCAAGCGUGCCCAGCAGGAGGAGGAGCUUCACUGUAAGGAGAAGAAACUCAGUGAUGUUGAGUCUCACCAAGCUGAACUCGAGCUGGAGGUCAAGAAUUCCCUAGACACCAUCCAUCGACUGGAGAGUGAACUGAAAAGACAGAGUAAGAUGCAAAGCCAGAUCAAAGCUGAGAAAACUCACCUGGAGGAGGAAAUCGCAGAGCUCAAGAGGAGCCAGGCCCAGGACAAAGCCAAGCUUCUUGAGAUGCAAGAGGCCAUCAAGGACUUGAGCGCCAUCCGAGCAGAUCUGGCUAAUAAAUUGGCUGAAGAAGAGAGAGCCAAGAAAGCUGUGCUCAAGAACCUUUCUGAACUGACGGCCCAGGCAAAGUCUAAAGAGGAAGAAACGGCUACCAUUAUCACACAGUUAAAGUUAGAACGAGACGUUCACCAGAGGGAGCUGGAAGAUCUCACAUCAUCACUGCACAGUGUGAAAACGAAGCAUGAACAGAAUAUCCAGGAGCUGAUGAAGCACUUUAGGAAAGAAAAGAGCGAAGCAGAGAAUCAUAUCAGGACACUGAAGGCAGAAAGCCUGGAAGAUAAGAACAUGGCUAAAGCCCACCGCUGUCAGCUAGAGAAACUGAAAUCCCAAUGUGAGAAGCUGACAGAGGAAUUAGCCCAGAAUGAAAAGGAGAACAAACAACUGAAGCUGAAGUACCAGUGUUUGAAGGACCAACUAGAGGAAAAGGAGAAACAUAUAAGUAAUGAAGAAGAGCACUUGAGGAGGAUGGAAGAGGCCAGGCUACAGCUGAAGGAUCAACUUCUUUGUUUGGAGACGGAACAGGAAUCCAUUCUUGGUGUAAUAGGAAAGGAAAUUGAUGCAGCUUGUAAAACUUUCUCCAAAGAUUCAUUGGAGAAAUUGAAAGUAUUUACCUCUGGUCCUGAAAUACAUUAUGACCCACAUCGCUGGUUAGCCGAAAGCAAGACCAAGCUUCAGUGGCUCUGUGAGGAGCUAAAGGAGAGAGAGAGCCGAGAGAAGAACAUGCGGCAGCAGUUGGUGCUCUGCCGACAGGAGCUCAGGGACCUGACGGAGCACAAGGAGUCUGAGCUCCUGUGUCUGUUCGAGCACAUCGAGAGGCAGGAGCAGCUUCUGGAGGAGUUCCACCAGGAGAAGAGAGGUCUGUUGGAAGAAACUCAAAGAAAAGAUGAAGAAAUGGAAACUCUACAGGACCGUGUAAAUGCAUUAGAAACGAGUACCCGAGUGGCCUUAGACCAUCUGGAGUCUGUGCCUGAGAAACUGAGCCUUCUAGAGGAUUUCAAAGACUUCAGAGUUUCCUCCAGUUUAUCUGAGAAAACUGAUGGCAGAUAUUCUAAAUACAGAAUUCACAGAGAUGCUGUUCAACAGCGCCAAGAUGACACCAGAUACAGAAUCAAGAGCCUUAAAGAUGACAGGCCCUUUUUUGGAGGUUCCCACAUCCGUGGCCUAGAUCACUCAACCUCUUGGCAGGAUGGCAGUUCCUUGCUGUCUAGUCCACACUUCAACUCCUUGCCAGCAUUUACCAAAAGAGCCAUUACCCCAGACCCAGCUUCAAUCAAGGAAGAUGCCACAAGUUUACCAGUGAAUGGAGCAACUCCACAGUCCAAGAAGGAGGAAUAUGAGAGCAAAAUAUGCAAAAUGUAAUUCACAACCUUACUUGAGUAUUUUACAAAUAUCACCCUAUGGUUCUUUUUGCCAUUUGGCUCAGAUUAUCCAAAGACACCAUGUGGCUUUGGCUCCUUGGACCUGCCAGGCAUUGACUAACGUGGCGUCACAGUCAGUCUUUGUGAGUGAGAGUAAGUUUAACCAGUAGAAGUAAUCUCGACGUAUGAAUGGUACACAUCUCAUUUAGAGGCAGCUCAUACAGGCAGAGAAAGCCAUCAUUUUUUGCUCUAUAUUUUCCCAUUUUUCAGUGUCAUACUUUUCCAGCCCAGCCUUGAGUUUAUAAUUGAUGCCUUUCAAAAUAGACUGGCUGAAAGGGGUGGGCAAAACGUUCCCUUCAGGUAAAGAUAGCCAACAGUUUAGGUUCAGGAGCAUUUGGACGUGAUUGGUUUUUAAAUGCUUUCUCCCUAAUCAGUUCCCCUGUGUUGUAACAUAUCAUGGAGAUGCCUGUGUAAUAUUAGACUGCCCUUUAAAUCUUCACAUCAAUCGCCUGUCAUCUCAGCAGUCUAUCACGUGUAGUUUCUUAUACGUACUCCAAUUGUCAUUUUUAAUUGCAAAAAAAAUUAUAAAUGAUAGCUGAACCGUAGAGCACUGUGAAGAAGCCACAGCACCAUUUAUUUAUUUGUCAUGGCCAAAUGUCCCACUGUGAGCACCCCAGGUAUAGCCUGGAUAAGCUCUGGUUUCCUCUGACUCAGGUCCCAGCACUGCUCUCCUGUGACAGUGGGGUUCACUCCGCAAGAGCCCCUGGAUACUUUGGUACUACCUGACCGCUCCUCACAUCCCAGCACUGUCAACAUCAUCGUGUUUGUAAAGCCUCGUGCCUUUCCAUGUCCAUCUACCAGUGAAGAAAAUUUUAUAUUAAGAUGCUAAGCAAUGGUCAUCAUCCAGGAAGUGGGUCCUGCUGGGCCAAGGUGGAAAGACUCUGCACAGAU
Messenger RNA from Chionomys nivalis (European snow vole), 4699 nucleotides. RefSeq names its product centrosomal protein 128 (gene Cep128). The record is from RefSeq and is a predicted model, not a curated record. The transcript has 26 exons. Bases 444 to 3749 code for a protein of 1101 amino acids. Lineage: Eukaryota; Metazoa; Chordata; Mammalia; Rodentia; Cricetidae.